AUGGGACUCUCUGAUGUCCAGCUGCAGCUGGUGCUGCUGUGGGCACUGGUGUGGGCACAGAGGGCAGGGUCUGUGUGUCCCUCCUGUGGAGGCCCCACACUGGCACCCCAAGCAGAACGAGCUCUGGUCCUUGAGCUAGCCAAGCAGCAGAUCCUCGAGGGGCUACACCUGACCGGUCGUCCCAUAAUAACUCAUCCUCUACCCCAGGCAGCGCUGACCAGAGCCCUCCGGAGACUGCAGCGGGCAAGUGUGGUUCCAGCGAAUGGGGAGCAGGUCAUCAGCUUUGCUGCCAUCACAGACUCCUCCGCCUCCACCUGCAGCUCCACGCUCACUUUCUACCUGUCCACUCCUCGGUCCCACCACCUCUACCACGCUCGCCUCUGGCUGCACGUGCUCCCCACCCUUCCUGGNACUCUUUCCUUGAGGAUUUUCCGAUGGGGCCCUAGGAGGAGACGCCGAGGGUCCCACGUCCUCCUGGCUGAGCACCAACUGACGGCCCCGGGCUGGCACGCCCUGACUCUGCCCUCUAGUGGCUUGAGGCAUGAGGAGUCUGGUGUCUUGAAACUCCAACUGGACUGCAGACUGCUAGAAGGCAACAGCACAGCUGCCCCCCAAACUCAGCAGCUCCUGGACACAGCGGGAGAGCAGCGGCCCUUCCUGGAGCUGAAGACCCGGCCCAAAGAGCCUGGAGCAGGCCGGGCCAGGAGGAGGACCCCCAGCUGUGAGCCUGAGACCCCCUUAUGCUGUAGGCGAGACCAUUAUGUAGACUUCCAGGAACUGGGAUGGCGGGACUGGAUCCUGCAGCCUGAGGGGUACCAGCUGAAUUACUGCAGUGGGCAGUGUCCCCCGCACCUGGCUGGCAGCCCAGGCAUUGCUGCCUCCUUCCAUUCUGCUGUCUUCAGCCUCCUCAAGGCCAACAACCCUUGGCCCUUGGGUACUUCCUGUUGUGUCCCUACUGCCCGAAGGCCUCUCUCUCUCCUCUACCUUGACCGUGAUGGCAACGUGGUCAAGACAGAUGUGCCAGAUAUGGUGGUAGAGGCCUGUGGCUGCAGCUAG
Molecule: messenger RNA, 1056 nt
Organism: Lipotes vexillifer (Yangtze River dolphin)
Lineage: Eukaryota; Metazoa; Chordata; Mammalia; Artiodactyla; Lipotidae
Gene: INHBE
Product: inhibin subunit beta E
Exons: 3
Coding region: 1-1056 (351 amino acids)
Cellular component (GO): extracellular region
Molecular function (GO): growth factor activity; cytokine activity; hormone activity
Source: RefSeq, a predicted model, not a curated record